AUGAGCUGGGAGAAGACACUCGGGGCGAGGUCGUCGUCCCUUCAUUCCUGUCGGUCCCUGUGCCGCCCUGUGCCGCCCUGUGCCGCCCUGUGCCGCCCUGUGCCGCCCUGUGCCGCCCUGUGCCGCCCUGUGCCGCCCUGUGCCGCCCUGUGCCGCCCUGUGCCGCCCUGUGCCGCCCUGUGCCGCCCUGUGCCGCCCUGUGCCGCCCUGUGCCGCCCUGUGCCGCCCUGUGCCGCCCUGUGCCGCCCUGUGCCGCCCUGUGCCGCCCUGUGCCGCCCUGUGCCGCCCUGUGCCGCCCUGUGCCGCCCUGUGCCGCCCUGUGCCGCCCUGUGCCGCCCUGUGCCGCCCUGUGCCGCCCUGUGCCGCCCUGUGCCGCCCUGUGCCGCCCUGUGCCGCCCUGUGCCGCCCUGUGCCGCCCUGUGCCGCCCUGUGCCGCCCUGUGCCGCCCUGUGCCGCCCUGUGCCGCCCUGUGCCGCCCUGUGCCGCCCUGUGCCGCCCUGUGCCGCCCUGUGCCGCCCUGUGCCGCCCUGUGCCGCCCUGUGCCGCCCUGUGCCGCCCUGUGCCGCCCUGUGCCGCCCUGUGCCGCCCUGUGCCGCCCUGUGCCGCCCUGUGCCGCCCUGUGCCGCCCUGUGCCGCCCUGUGCCGCCCUGUGCCGCCCUGUGCCGCCCUGUGCCGCCCUGUGCCGCCCUGUGCCGCCCCACCCUGUUCUGUACUGGAUUAUCUGCGUUUGGUGCCGGAUCCUAUGUGUACCUUCAGCCCUGCUUUGACCCUGCUUUGACCCUGCUUUGA
Molecule: messenger RNA, 789 nt
Organism: Periophthalmus magnuspinnatus
Lineage: Eukaryota; Metazoa; Chordata; Actinopteri; Gobiiformes; Gobiidae
Product: keratin-associated protein 10-7-like
Exons: 2
Coding region: 1-789 (262 amino acids)
Source: RefSeq, a predicted model, not a curated record